Messenger RNA from Lindgomyces ingoldianus, 1965 nucleotides. RefSeq lists its product as uncharacterized. NCBI's taxonomy places the organism in Eukaryota, Fungi, Ascomycota, Dothideomycetes, Pleosporales, Lindgomycetaceae. The coding region runs from base 1 to 1965 and encodes 654 amino acids. The record is from RefSeq and is a predicted model, not a curated record. The transcript has 18 exons.
AUGAGCCCGGGCAGGAGGAUGAUGAGGUGUGGUGAGGCUCGAGUUUUUAUUCGAGUCCUGGAGGACAUUGGGCUGAACGCACCUUCCUCCUCCGGUGGUCCCGCGGCGGAGGAUGGCGCUGCUACAAAAGGGAGUAAGCCCCUUUUGCGGCCAACGAGCAUUCCCAAAGCGGCCGAGCUGGUGCGCGCGCCACUGAUGAGGAGAGGGUUGGAAAAGCAGCAGGCCACGACGCGGAAUCGCGAUGGCUCGGCGAGGUGCGGGGACGGGGCAGGACGCUGCAAGGAAGCCCGUCAUCAAUUUGAGAUGAAACAUGCCGCAUGGCGGCGAGCAGAGCGCCUGCGCGGCACAACCACACGUCUGGGACGUUUCGCUCUCGAACCCGCCCAGCGCGCUGCACCGGCGAACCACUCCACGCUCAUGCAUGAGGGGCCAUUCUUCAAACCAAGGAUGCUCUCCAGAGGUGUUAGUGGUGGUGAAAUGAGACUGCAUACGAACUGGCACGCGGCAGAGGCCAGACGACGAUGUGACACACGAAAGGUUUCUGCUCGUGGAUUAGUCAAAGACCGGACACAAAGAGCAUUCCCUGUCUAUAACAGUUGCUGGUAUUAUGACCAUGCGAUGAGGCGUUCCCGCCACUACAUUGAGGGCAUUGAUCAUGACGAAACAAGCAGUGGGCAGACGGAGCGGCGCUCAGCGGAUGAGCCCGUGUUCCUGGAACCUGCCCAGCUCAUCUCGGUGCUGCACUGCUGCACACUCCAUGUCCAACACAAACUGACGAGCUCGCCACAUGCGACACGUCUGCCGCCCACCGUCGCUCGCCAACGGUUGAAAUCCGGUUCGGUCGGUAGGAAUCCCUCCUGCCUCGACUGCUGUCCUUAUUCAGCCCACGACCAUAGUCCAAUUAUGCAAGGGACUUGGCCUCUUACAAGUGAGAACGACGCCUUGACUGAGCUGCUGACACUCGCCCGACUGGCGGUGACGGGGAGCUACGUGGCGGAACCUCGUCGUUGCUUUAGUGACUGCAGCCGAUGGUCUUUCGAAACGCCAUGCUUCCCCCACGCCGUUACAGUUCUUUUCCAGAAGCAUCGAAGAAUCAAUGUCCCAGCCGUGUGGUGGAGCCCGUCCGAUAGCGACGCGAAUCAUCCUCUCCUAAGUUGCGACCCGCUUGACUUUCGGUAUCUGCCUGAGUUUCUUUCUAAUAAUGAAGAGAAGCGCCGACUUGGGACCGAGCUACCAUCCUCCAUAUACCUAGCACCGAACACAACAUACGUUAUCUAUCUCAUGGCACAUUUACCAACGCCAAAUUUGCGGUACGAGACACAGACGGUUGAAGCAACGACCCGCCUGUACGGUUCGCUGCCGAAUGGAGCAGCGGAAAUUGAUCAUCGCGUCUCCGGUUCCAACUCCAUCAAAGUAAAUGACCUGGGAACGCACACUCGGCAGCAGUUCCCUUUGCACAGCAUUGUCUCUCGCGGGACCGAAUGUACGGGUACGAAAUGUAUCUUCAUUGCCAAGGGGUCAACCACACAGUGGCGACGAGCCUUCGACAUCCGUAACGGUCACCUAGUCGGCCCCAGAAAUCAUGCCAUGAUUCCUAAAUUAGGAAAGCGUUGGAUGCGCUUUGAAGGACGGCAACAGACCAUUCAGGCUCUGCCUAAAAAUGCGCUUCUGCAGAUCGCUAAACAUCCGAACCGCCUCAACCUCAUUCACUCGCCGCCAUUGUCGGAACUAAGAGCUACGACUCUAAUAAUACGUCUAGUGUUACGGUGCUUGCUUUGCAUAUAUGAUUCAGACUACAGAGCGCAGUUGUAUGAUUUGAGUUUAUUCCAAGGCUCACCCUUGGGAUCCAUACCCAGACUCCUAACUGCGGCUGCUGAUCAUGCAUCUGUGAUUCCUUCAGUCCAACGGCCUUCAGGGGUUCUUAAGAGGAUGAUCCUUAUGCAAACCGGUCUCGCCGAGCGAUAA